Messenger RNA from Penicillium longicatenatum, 618 nucleotides. RefSeq names its product Rab family GTPase YPT7 (gene rab7). The record is from RefSeq and is a predicted model, not a curated record. NCBI's taxonomy places the organism in Eukaryota, Fungi, Ascomycota, Eurotiomycetes, Eurotiales, Aspergillaceae. The transcript is spliced from 6 exons. Gene Ontology annotation, biological process: regulation of vacuole fusion, non-autophagic. Gene Ontology annotation, molecular function: GTP binding; GTPase activity. The coding region runs from base 1 to 618 and encodes 205 amino acids. Gene Ontology annotation, cellular component: late endosome; vacuole; phagocytic vesicle.
AUGGCGUCACGCAAGAAGGUCCUCCUGAAGGUCAUUAUCCUUGGUGAUAGUGGUGUCGGAAAAACCAGUCUGAUGAACCAAUAUGUCAACAAAAAGUUCAGCGGAAGCUAUAAGGCCACUAUCGGAGCCGAUUUUCUCACUAAGGAAGUACUCGUCGAUGACCGACUGGUGACGAUGCAGAUUUGGGACACCGCCGGUCAAGAACGAUUCCAGUCUUUAGGUGUCGCCUUCUACCGAGGAGCCGAUUGCUGCGUUUUGGUCUAUGACGUGAAUAACUCUAAGAGCUUUGAAGCUCUUGACAGCUGGCGAGAUGAGUUCUUGAUCCAGGCCAGUCCACGGGAUCCUGAGAGCUUCCCUUUCGUCGUGAUCGGUAACAAGAUCGAUGUAGAGGAGAACAAGCGGAUGAUCUCUUCCAAACGAGCCAUGACUUUCUGUCAAUCCAAGGGAAACAUUCCUUACUUUGAGACCAGUGCCAAGGAGGCGUUGAACGUCGAGCAGGCCUUCGAAGUCAUUGCCCGAAGUGCUCUCGCACAGGAGGAGGCUGAGGAGUUCAGCGGUGAAUUCAGCGACCCUAUCAAUAUCCAUCUGGAUAAUGAGCGUGAUGGCUGUGCCUGUUGA